AUGGCAGGAGACCAAGAACAAUUGAGUAACCACGGCAACGGAUUGGGGGCAGAUUUGAGGGAUCAGUUGAACCAGCGAAAUGCUCAGAGCCGGGAGAACGAAACGACACCACAGGCUGUGGGAGAACGAAACAACACGACAGCUGCCUCGGGUACUACUCACCCCGGAGCAACUCCACGCGAUCGGACGAGCCUUCGCCGAGGCAAGUCGAGAAGUAAGAGAACAAUCCGUCUCUCGACCACCACACCGCAAGACGCAACAUCUCAGAGGCCGGAAGACCGACAGGAGAAUCGACGGGCUGAAAGUCAACCAGUACAGUCCGUCCACUCCAGGCUGGGCCCGAGUGCUGGACGACAGUCGGCGAGAGAACGACUUGGACAGAGGGAUCCCAGUCGUGCACCGGCGGGCCCUCGAGAUCGAGAAGCCGGGCGCGAAAGAACUCACACUCGGAGAACCAGAACUCGAGCUCGCCGUACAGAGAAACCUGUUCGCAAUAAUGACCAACCGGUUGAAUCCGAAGUCGGCGAAAGCACAGAGUCGACUGGAAACCAUACCCGUGAUAGGGGUGAAGUAGCGCGCCUAACCCAGGAAGUGAGAAACCUAAAGGAACGGGUAGAGGGUAGGACCAAAUCCCCCUGUCGAACAUUAUUGACCACCUUUCCCUUCUCGACCGAGAUCAUGACAUUCAAGAUACCGGGCGAUUUUAAGUUCCCAGAACAGGCCAUAUUCGAUGGAUCCGGCGAUCCUCGAGAGCACCUGCUGAGCUACCAAGCCAAGAUGCAAGUCUUGGGAGUCCGGGACCCCGUCAUGUGUCGCGCCUUCCUACCCACGUUAAAGGGCUCGGCCCAGAGAUGGUUAGUGGCGCAGCCUCCGGGGUCGAUUCAUAAUUUCAAAGAGCUGGCCGACCGCUUCAUGAGCCACUACGCGGCCAAUAUCAAGCCGCAGAAGGACCUAACACAUUUGGGCGACGUCCAUCAAGAAGAAGGCGAGUCUUUGAAGACCUAUCUAGCUCGCUGGCAGAAAGAAAUCCAAUCUAUCGAGGAGGUCGAGGAUCAGACUGCGCUCACCUUCUUCAUUGAAUCCUUGAGAUCCAGUCAGUUAUACCGAGAUCUGCGGGAUAACCGCCCGGCUACCUACGCGGAAGCCAUACACAUGGCCAACAAAAGGGCCAACACCGAGCAGGCCAUGAAGCACAAACGUCAACGCGAAGUCGGAGGAUCCGCUAGCGGAAAGAAAAUGCGAGUCGAGAUCAAGGAGAGGCGUCCGGAAGCGACCCGGCGAGCCGAGGCCAGACGACCAUACGACAGACCCGUCGUGCACCCCUAUUGGCCGGCUCCCGAACGGCCAGUUCAUGAGAUACAAGCAGUCGCUCCACCUCCGCCGAUUGAUGACUGCACACGAACGAGGAGACAGCAAGGGAUCCCGCCUCCUAAUCAAUGGAGGCGAAGGUCAGCAACGCGAGAAGACAGUGAUCCCACAGUCGCCGCCGAGUGUAGUCGUGGCAAGCAGCCGGCUACUGAGGAAGAUGAGGCCCAGUGGCGUCAGAAGCCGGUUAUCAAUAUGAUAGUCGGCGGAUCGGAGGGCGGCGACUCAGCGAAUACUCGAAAGGCCUGGGCUCGCCAGUUGUAUGUCGGGACGGUGUACGGGCGCGAUGAAGGCUCGAAGAAGGUGUGCCGAGAGCCCAUCACUUUCACUGACAAAGAUUUGCCCACGGGAGAAACGCCGCAUCGAGAUGCUCUGGUUAUAGCGAUGGAUAUCAAUGGGGUAGUCGUUCGCCGGAUCCUGGUUGACACUGGGAGCAGCGUCAACGUGCUAUACCUCGAGACUUUCGCCAAAAUGGGAUUAACCCGAGAACAGCUGAACCCCGUCAAAAUGCCACUCGCCGGUUUCACUGGGGACUCGGUGGAAGCAGAAGGAUCCAUCACCCUGCCCGUAGAAAUUGGCAGUUAUCCCGACGUACAGAAGCUCAACAUGAAGUUCAUCGUGGUGAAUCUAGCCUGCUCACACAACGCUAUACUCGGUCGACCGGGCCUGGAGGAUCUAGGAGCAUUGAUUUCCAUUGAGCACCUCUGCCUAAAAUUCCGCACACCAAGUGGGAUAGGCACGGUGCGUUGCGACAGGAGAUUCGCCCGCGACUGCUACCUGCAGGCCUGCAGAGGGAUGGGCAAGCGCGAGAUGCAGGUCCAUGAGAUCACGGAAAGGCCCCCAAAGAAGGCGAUGAUACCUCUCCCUGAGCCGGUCGUGGAACUGGAGGAGGUCGAGAUCGAUCCCAAUCAGUCAAACAGGCGGGUCCGAAUUGGGGUCGGCCUCCCUGAGGAAGUGCGAGAAUAA
Molecule: messenger RNA, 2331 nt
Organism: Ipomoea nil (Japanese morning glory)
Lineage: Eukaryota; Viridiplantae; Streptophyta; Magnoliopsida; Solanales; Convolvulaceae
Exons: 2
Coding region: 1-2331 (776 amino acids)
Source: RefSeq, a predicted model, not a curated record